This is a messenger RNA of Aspergillus aculeatus ATCC 16872, 1326 nucleotides long. RefSeq names its product ethanolamine-phosphate cytidylyltransferase. The transcript has 4 exons. Gene Ontology annotation, cellular component: cytoplasm. The coding region runs from base 1 to 1326 and encodes 441 amino acids. Gene Ontology annotation, molecular function: ethanolamine-phosphate cytidylyltransferase activity. The record is from RefSeq and is a predicted model, not a curated record. Gene Ontology annotation, biological process: phosphatidylethanolamine biosynthetic process. Lineage: Eukaryota; Fungi; Ascomycota; Eurotiomycetes; Eurotiales; Aspergillaceae.
AUGUCUGAUAAUAUAGUUCCCCCAAAAGGAAAAUGGCCGGUUGAUCCCCAGCACGAUCUACCCAUCUCAGAAGACCGUAUAUGGGUGGAUGGUUGUUUUGACUUCAGUCACCACGGACAUGCGGGUGCCAUGCUACAGGCCCGUAGGCUAGGCAGAGAACUUUAUGUUGGUGUACACUCUGAUGAGGCCAUCUUAGAGAAUAAAGGCCCGACAGUGAUGAAAUUGGAGGAGAGAAUAGCUGCAGUGGAAGCAUGCCGAUGGGUAACUCGCUGCGUGCCCUCGGCUCCCUACGUGACUUUCCUCCCCUGGGUGUCACAUUAUGGAUGCAAGUAUGUCGUGCAUGGCGAUGACAUAACCUCUGACAGCAAUGGCGAUGACUGUUAUCGUUACGUGAAGGCUGCAGGCCGUUUCCGAGUGGUCAAGCGAACGCCGGGAAUAUCCACAACUGAUCUAGUAGGACGCAUGCUUCUCUGUACCAAAGGGCAUUUCGUUAGAAGUGUGAAGGAGACAAUUACUGGGAAAGAAGGCUCCGGUAGCGAGGAGGAACGCGCACAAUCUGGUGAGAAUCUGCUGCAGAGAAUUCGCGACUACGCAACCGAUGAGAGCGGUCUACAGCCAGGACCCUGUGUCUGGAUCUGGAAUGGUUCCACCUCAGCGAAGCUUGGAAAUACGAGUGAAGAGUCGGGAUCAUUUGAGCAGAUCGUCACAGGAAAGCUACCCAAGCCAGGACAACGUAUUGUGUAUGUUGACGGAGGCUUUGAUCUGUUUUCUUCCGGUCAUAUUGAAUUUUUGCGCCAGGUCAUUGAGUUAGAAAGACUCGAGGGCCACCGUCAGCAUUGGUAUGAUCCUGAGAUAAGGGAAAAGAGAAUUCAAAGAUAUGGUGAAGAUUACGAGCCGGCAUUUGUUGUUGCCGGCAUUCAUGAUGAUGAUGUCAUAAAUCAUUGGAAAGGGCUUAACUAUCCCAUCAUGAACAUCUUCGAGCGUGGGCUAUGUGUCCUUCAGUGUCGAUACGUCCAUGCCGUCGUCUUCUCUGCUCCCUUUUCCCCGAGCCAGUCGUAUUUGGAAGCAAUGCCUCUAGGUGCGCCAGAUGCAGUUUAUCAUGGCCCCACCACGUUCAUACCCCUCACCUACGAUCCUUAUGUCGCUCCGAAGAAGAUGGGUAUAUUCAAGGAAUCUCCGAGCCAUCCCUAUCAGCAUGUCAAUGCUGGGGAAAUUGUCGACAGGAUUUUGAAGAGCAGAGAGGCGUACGAAGCGAGACAACGUGCCAAAGUUGAGAAAGGCAUCGUUGAGGAUUUAGCGAAGUCGAGGGAGGCAAGUAAGGUGUGA